Messenger RNA from Alosa alosa (allis shad), 1320 nucleotides. RefSeq lists its product as uncharacterized. Bases 39 to 1217 code for a protein of 392 amino acids. The transcript is spliced from 7 exons. NCBI's taxonomy places the organism in Eukaryota, Metazoa, Chordata, Actinopteri, Clupeiformes, Clupeidae. The record is from RefSeq and is a predicted model, not a curated record.
UGUUUGGCCUCAAUUAGAUUUGUGACAUUCCUUCAGAGAUGUUGUUUUUAGGAAUCCUUCUUCACAUCAGUUUAUUUCAUGUAUCAAUGUCAGAAGUGGCACCUUGCAAUAUUUCCAAACCAAUAGGUGCCAAUGUCCUCAUCCCUUUGCCAUACAAAGGCCUGACAGCUGAUGCUCAUUUAAAAUGGAUGCAUGGAAAAGAAAGAGUGUUCUAUAGCAAAGGAGGUGAAAUAAAAGACGAAAAGCGCAAAAUUAAAUUUGAUGGAUCACUUAAAUUAGACAAUAUCAAGUCAUCUGAUUCUGGGACAUAUGAAGCCACAGUCCAUGAUAGCAAGGGAGCCCAUGUUCACUUCUCAUCCCAGCGUCUUUGUGUCCUUGAAUCGGUGAAGACACCUGAGGUGAAGUACAGCUGCGCUGGACAAUGGCCUGUACUGACAUGCACACGUGGAGGUCCAGAAGUGAAUGUCAUUUGGUACAGGAACAACCAAGAGAUAGGACAGAGACAGCAAACACUGACUCUGACCGCAGACCUGUUCAAGGCUGGAGACAGAUACUCUUGCACGGUCAAGAAUCAAGUCAGUGAGAAGAAGAGCAGUGAGGUCAAACCUGUGUGCUCAGGUAAAAUACAGGUGAACACACCCACUGUGACUUUCAGGUGUGACAAAGGCACCAUGCAGAUGACAUGCGUGAAUUCCACUGGGAUGGUUUUCUCAUGGAACCGCAAUGGUCAGAAGCUGGUCGGAAAAGAUAACACAAUUCUGAACUUACCCGAGGCAGAGUUCAAGUCUAAUCACACUUAUUCGUGUGUCAUUAAAAAUGGAACCACUGUGAUUCAAAGUAAAAAUGUGCAGCCUUCUUGCAAAGUUGCAGAGCAGUCAAAGUGGCCUAACAUGGACCUAUGGCUGAUGGUGACGAUUUUGGCUGGAGGAGGACUGGUGGUUGUCUUAAUCAUCCUCAGUAUUGUGUGCUGCCUUUGCAAAUGUAAAAAGAGUCAAGAGAAAGAAAAGGAACUGAGACUGGCCAACCUGACUCAUUCGCCUGACAAUCAAUCUGAGGAGACUCCCCUCAAAAGGCCACGUAGGGAAAGAGGGCCCCUCCCUGAAGUCCCUAAACCUCGUGUGAGGCCUGCUCAACUCCACAACAGUGGCCAACCCGGGCCUGACAUGGUAAAGAACAGCCAAUACAUGCACAUGGUGGAAUUCCCUGUGGACCGUUAAAAGAAAAUGCAUUUUUAUCAACUGACAUACUUUUGUUGGAUAUAUUGUUUGAAUACAUUGAUACAUGUUGUCCUCAUUUUGAAUAUGUAUAUUUUCUGUCAUU